Messenger RNA from Trichophyton verrucosum HKI 0517, 375 nucleotides. RefSeq lists its product as uncharacterized. The coding region runs from base 1 to 375 and encodes 124 amino acids. The record is from RefSeq and is a predicted model, not a curated record. The transcript has a single exon. NCBI's taxonomy places the organism in Eukaryota, Fungi, Ascomycota, Eurotiomycetes, Onygenales, Arthrodermataceae.
AUGGGGAAUUUCACUAAACAGGUCGUUGCCGUCAUCGGAGUCAUCAUUGGAAGACCAGCAGACCUCCGGAAGUUUUUUAAACCUACCGUCGCCAGAGGGAAGACCGUUUGGCCAAAAACUCCCGCGGAUUUACUUCGGUAUGGGGUGCGCUGGGAUUAUGAUGGAGUGGUUGACCAUCUCGGCCAACAAUGUCAUAAGUACCAACUUCAACCCAAUGCGGGUAAAAUACCUUCUACUAUCAAGGAAUGGCGUGAAAAGAAUGGUGGAACCCACGCAGUAAUCACCACAAUGUAUAUUGCUGUUGAUACCGAACCCAACGCCGAAAUUUUUGAAGAAGCGGCAACCAACGCGAUCAAUGCUAUUGGAACUCAUUGA